GAACCUACACACCUCAACGCCGUUGGUUUACCUUCACACGUAGAGAGAGAGGAAAAAGAAAGCACACGCUUACGUCUUGUUAUAUCCACCUCUUCGACAGCUCGAACUCAUUUUUCUCUUCUUCUCCUUCUCCCUUUAGCCCUUUCCCUCCCUCUUUUGAUCUGCUGCAUCGUGCAUCCUUAAGGCAGAUCUUCCUUUGCUGGUGCACGUGGCCAAGUUGGUCACUGACCGCCUUGUCCACUUACUCAUAGCCCACCCCCCCUCUUCUCCCUCUUCUCUUCUUCACUCAGCCAAGCGAUGUUCUUCUGAAUUGUUGAAGCUUUUUCAUGUGUUUUACUGCUUUCCCCAUCUCUGAUUUGAACUAGGCUGUCUCUCGAAUGCCCAUCUCCAUGCACGUCGGCCACCGCACUGAGCACCCCGUGCGCACCGCCCUGCGCGUGCUCCUGCCGCUUUCCGUCGGCGUCGUUUUCCUGCUCUACAUCACCGGCACCUUCGGCGUCUUCAGCCGCGUCCGGGAGGUCGUCGAUGCGGAGGGGACUUCGUUGCGCUCCGCCGCCGGCAUUGCGAAGUUCUGCCGCGAGCUGCAGGAGCUGUCGCAGCAGCAGUACUGGCAGGUCCUUCUGUUCAUCACGACGCUGUACCUCACGCUGCAGACCUUCUGCAUUCCGGGGACCGUCGUGCUGAACGCGGCGGUGGGGGCGGUGAUGGGGACGCUGCUGGGUGUGCCCUCCUGCACCCUGCUCGGCACGGCCGGGGCGUCGUGCUGCUACCUCCUCUCCCGCACCGUCGGCACGUCGCUCGUGGAGGCGGCGGAUGCGCGGCUGAUGAAGGGGAAGGGUAUCACCAAGAUCCGCGGACAGGUCGCACGGUACCGGUCGGAUCUCUUUGUCUACUUGCUGUUUCUGCGGCUGACGCCGAUCUUGCCGAACUGGCUGGUGAACUUAGCGUCGCCUGUGGUGGGCGUCCCGCUGCACACGUUUGCCGGGGCGACCAUGCUGGGCAUUGCCCCGCAGACCUAUUUGACCGUCCGCUUUGGCUCGCUGGCGCACGCCGGCAAACCUGGUGAGGCGAGGCGCAUCGUGACGCCGUGGGACACGCUGCUGCUGGCGGUCCUCGGCGUCGGCAUCUUGGUUGGGUUUCGACUGAAGAAGAAGUUUGAGCAAGAAAAGGAGCGGAGGGAGGGCGGCGGCCACGACGCCUUCGUCAAUGUUGCGGUGCGGGUGCCCCCUCCAGCGUAG
This is a messenger RNA of Leptomonas pyrrhocoris, 1238 nucleotides long. RefSeq lists its product as hypothetical. NCBI's taxonomy places the organism in Eukaryota, Euglenozoa, Kinetoplastea, Trypanosomatida, Trypanosomatidae. Bases 378 to 1238 code for a protein of 286 amino acids. The record is from RefSeq and is a predicted model, not a curated record. The transcript has a single exon.